This is a messenger RNA of Anarrhichthys ocellatus (wolf-eel), 2626 nucleotides long. RefSeq names its product E3 ubiquitin/ISG15 ligase TRIM25. Bases 531 to 2120 code for a protein of 529 amino acids. NCBI's taxonomy places the organism in Eukaryota, Metazoa, Chordata, Actinopteri, Perciformes, Anarhichadidae. The record is from RefSeq and is a predicted model, not a curated record. Gene Ontology annotation, molecular function: zinc ion binding. The transcript is spliced from 8 exons.
UUUACAAUGAAUGUAUUGUACAUGUACGGAAUUUCCGAGGGGCCAUGAAGGCAGCAUUUUCCCCGCAUCAACCUGCCCAGCCGGUUCCAGCUAAUUAGCCGUUAGUCUGUCGCACAGGUGUGUGUGUCGACUCGUCCUUUUGUGUCAACUGCCGCCGAAAACUCCAGAUGAGAGACUAAAUUCUCCGGUGACUGGAAUGUUUCCUCGGGAAAAAAGAAGAAGAGCAGAGCUAACGGGUCGCAACGGUUAACAUGUCAACGUUAUAGCACGACAGGUGCACCGCGUUUCCGACAUUCGAUACGUUAGCCUCCUCGUUUGUGACACUAGCUAAGUGUUACUAACUGUACUCGAUAAGCUGUUACAGCCCAGGAAAAUCAGUUGUUUCCGACUUGCACGAGGACAUACGUUUGUUCAGCAACCUGACAUCUACAGAGGGGGGAGUUCUACAUCAGGACACCUGCAUCAUCAGCAUCUUUUAAUCUACCACCAGCUCCACUCACCUGUCGGACCUCCCCGGUGUGAAUACUGCCAUGGCCUCGGCUCAGUCGGAGCAGUCCAGCGUCCUCCAAGAGGAGCUCACCUGCCCGGUGUGCCUGGACUUGUACCGCGACCCCCACUUGCUCCCUUGCGGCCACAACUUCUGCAAGACCUGCCUGGACCGCCUAAAGCGGCAAGCGGAUCGAGGUCGCUUCCGCUGCCCAGAGUGCCGCGACAGCCACCGGUGUGGCACCAACUUUCAGAAAAACUUCAAACUCGCCAAUAUUGCGGACGACUACCGCCACCGCCGCAGAGCCACCACUGCAGCUUUAAAAUCCAGAGAGCUGUUGCCGUCUUCUCUGUCGGCGCAGCAAGCCAGAAGUCUGUUUGCUGUUCCAUGUGACUACUGCCCGUCAGUCGCCGCCGAGGCCUCGGGCAUCAGUGCCGUAGGGGAGGGCUCUUCUUCUUCUUCUUCUUCUUCUGCUGCUACUGUUUCUCAGGAAGACGAUGACAAGCAGCAGCAAGCUGCUGCUGCUGGGUCGAUGUUUGCGGUCAAGACGUGUCUGAAGUGUGAGGUGUCGAUGUGCCAGGAGCACGUGAAGCCACAUCUGGAGCUGCCGGCGUUCCGCGAGCAUCCGCUAACGGAGCCGAUGAACGACCUGUGGAAGAGGAAGUGCCCGGAUCACGAUGAGAUAUACAGAUAUUACUGCAUGGACGACAAGAUAUGCGUGUGCAACGCUUGCACCAUAGAAGGAGGACACUCGGGACACACACUCAAGACCCUGAAAAACACCAUGAAAGAUCUAAAGGGCUCGCUGGAUAAGCAGCUGUACCGGGUGGAAACCAAGUACACCAUGGCCGAGAAGAAGCUUCAGGAGCAGAAGGAGAAGGAGAGGCAGGAUAAGAAGUUCAUGGACGACUCUGAGCAGUGCUUGACCCGGCUGGGGGAGGAGAUGAAGGCCAAAGUACUCCGCUUUGUCAGCAGAUUGCGAGCAUGCGCCCGCAGUCAUUGUGACGUGAACGGGCCGACGAUUCAGAAGAACAUCUCCAGGAUCUGCCAGGACCAGGCCCGUCUGCAGGAGGUCCGCUGUGGCAUCGAAAGCCUCAUGCAGGAGAGCGACCCUUUCCGCUUCAUUGAGGCAUACAAGACAACAGGAAAACAGUGCCGUAAGCAGCUGAGAAAAAUCAUGUUCUACCCAGAAUACGUGGACACGGAGACGGAGGUUCUUGGUGUGAUGAUGGAAGAAGAGAUGAGGAAGUUCCUUGAUGAGGAACUACCGUGUCACAUUGUGGCUGCCAUUAAUUCCGUCUGUCCAUUAUCAUCAGGUCAUCUUUCAGAUCUCCAGGAGGAGGAGGAGCAGGGGGAGAACGAAGAAGAGACUGUGGAAGAGGAGGAGGAAGAGGAGGAUGAUGAUGAUGAUGAUGAUGACCUGGAUGACAGCAGCGUGGAGGAAAUGAGGAGCGAGGGGGACGAGGAGGAAGACGACGACGAUGACGACGAAGAGGAGGAAGGACGUGACCAGAGUGAGCUGGCUGGUGAUCUUUACAGCCCGGAGGAGGAGGAGGAGGAGGAGGAGGAGGAAGAAGACGACGACGAGGAGGAGGAUGGAGAAGAGGAGGAUGAGGAAGAGCAAGGAAUUUAACUUGGGACAGGAUUUCUGUACUUGUAUUUUUACAGUUAUUAAAGCACUUUGGACAGAUGUUAAGGUUGUAACAUCUGUUUUGGUGUUGCACUCAUCGAUUCGAAUGUCCCAUGUACAGUUCAGGACUCAAGCAGCUACCACGUUUUGCCUCAAACCCCUUCGACAGUAUUGUGAGACGACACACUGGAUGAUGACGGAGCUUCGAUGCAGCUGGAUUUAAAACUGACUGUGCACUGAGAAUGUGCCGAUGUGAUUGCUCAACCUGUGAACUCAACUACGGUGCUUUAUAGUAGAAGACGUUUGCUGUAUUCGUCAACACACGGAUGUGAAUGUAUAAUGAAAGAAUGUGGCUGGAGGACUCGGAACACCUCAAACAAAAUUUGGCGAAACCCUCUGCAUGUCUUUGAUGCCAGAUUUUCUACCACGUUCACCUGCAUUUUUAUAUAUAACGGGUGCUCGGCAGAGAGAGAUUCUGAAGUAACUUUCCAAGCAUACGGAGGAAGAUG